AUGUCUGGUUUCUUUACCGCAGAAUUUGGGCCCAUCGUUGGUGCUCGUUUCGUCGGGUUUAUCUUUGCCACUGCGCUCUGGGGAGUUACCUGCUCGCAGACAUGGUCGUAUUACAGGAAAUCAUUCAACGAUCACUGGGCUCUCCGCUCACUAGUAUUGUUUAUGUGGAUAACCGAUACUGUCCACGAAAUCCUCCUGGCCGCUUCGCUAUACCGCUUGCUCAUUCUGGACUUCGGAAACUACGAAAAGCUCCUAAUUGCACCAACGACAGAUUCGGUGAGCGUAUACCCUCGAAUAGCCGUUGAAUCGCUAAAUUCAUUUGGCUCAAACUUUGAGAUCGCCGUGCUUUUCAACAGUCUGACCGCAUUAGAAGCACAAGGCUUCUUUCUAUUCCGGAUAUACUCGAUGAGCCACAAGAAGUUCCUACUCACCGGCGCGCUUGGGCUUCCGUUGUUAGCCCAAUUCGCGCUGGGAGUUGCUUGGUCGAAGUUAUCCUUCCGGCCCAUUACAGACAUACUACUGAACAAUAUCACUCCGCUGGAGCUGAGUUACUACGCCAUCGCUGCCGUGGGUGAUACGAUUCUUGUGAUCGUCUCGUGUUAUCUUCUCCAACGUUCUCGAAGUGGUUUUGAGCGCUCCGACAGCGUCAUCAACAAGCUGAUGCUAUAUAUCGUCAAUGCGGGCCUCUUGACUAGGUAA
Molecule: messenger RNA, 699 nt
Organism: Punctularia strigosozonata HHB-11173 SS5
Lineage: Eukaryota; Fungi; Basidiomycota; Agaricomycetes; Corticiales; Punctulariaceae
Exons: 15
Coding region: 1-699 (232 amino acids)
Source: RefSeq, a predicted model, not a curated record